CCUGUCCACAGGACUCUCCAGGCAAGAACACUGGAGUGGGUUGCCAUUUCCUUCUCCAACCAAACAGAAUAAAUACCUACAUGUAAUACAGUGAAACUGCAGAUAAGAAUAAAGGGAGUAGAGUAACUUAUUACCCUCUCCCCCAAAAAAGAAUAAAAGGAAAAUAUGAGAAUUCACUGGCGGUCCUGUGGUUAGGAUCCACACUCCCACUGUAGGCGACACGGGUUCAAUUCCUGGUUGGGCAACUUAAGAUCCUGCAAGCUGCGUGGUGCAGCCAAAAAAAAAGAAACAAAGGGAAAAUAUUGAAAGCUACCAGGUGAGGGGACUACCAGAGAAAUAAAAGAAAUCAGAGAAAUGACAAUUAGACAGACAGACAACAUUUCAUCAACAUUAAAUGCAAGAGGUGAUAGAAGACUGUCUUAAGGAAGCUAUAAUUCUAUAUUCAGCUCUCAUUCAAGAGUGAGGUGAAAUAAAGAUAUUUCUGGACCUGCUAAGACAGUUUUUAAGAAUUUAUUUUUUAAUUGAAGGAUAAUUGCUUUACAGAAUUUUGUCAUUUUCUAUCAAACUUCAACAUGAACCAGCCAUAGGUGUACAUAUAUCCCCUCCCUUUUGAACCUCCCUCCCAUCUCCCUCCCCAGCUAAGACAGUUUUAUCAGCUGUAGAUCGUGACUAAAAGAACUACCAAAGGUAUACUUUAGUAAGAAGAAAACUCGGAGAAGAUUGCUAGCACCAACUUUGAGUGCAGAAAUUGACAUAGUAUGUUGAUACAUUUAACUAUGGAAUAUAUAUUUAGAUAAUUCAGUCACCCACAGUGACUUAAACUCCAGAAAAUAUUUACUAAGCUUAUGAUGAGAAGUGUGGAGUUAGGGAGUUCCAGGGUUGGGGCAGUCAUCUAAUACUGAUAUGAAAAACCCUGGGUCAUCCCAUUGUUCUGCUCUGCCACCUUAAGGGUGUAAGAUCUUUCUCCUCAUGGCUGAGAGAGGGCUGCUACAGCUCCGGAUAGCAUAUCAUCACCCUAUAACUUCCCAAGCAGGGGGAUGCUAAGAAAAAGGAAGCUUUCUAAUGUGCCUCUUUUUUGGGAAGAAGAAUCUUUCCAAGAAGGCCCCAGCAGAUACCUCCUUAUGUCUCAUUGGCCAGAGCUGGUUCACCCCGACACCAGUUCCUGGUAAAAGGGAACAGGCUUACUGUGGUUGCCUGUCCAGGCUUGCCUCGUCUUCUGGGACUGGGUUCUUUGCCGCCUGAGCCAAAUCGGGACUCUGUUGGCAGGAAAGAAGGGGGAGUGGCUGCUGGUAGGCAACCAACAGUGUCGGCCACAGAUGGCAAAACACACAAACAGCGAUUCUGUGUCUAGUUUGUUUUUUUAAUUUUAAAGAAGGAAAACUAAAAUUGUUGACCACAUUAGCAAGGAAGAGUAAGGUAGAGUAAGAAAGGGAAUACCAUUCUUAAAUCACAUCAGGUUUCUGCCUUGUUAAAUAGAACAGUACUACUGAAAACCUUAGACCUCGUUAGGAAAGUAUAUUAUGCCAGCAAUUUAAGGUAGCCACUAAAAGAGGAAAGAAGAGGGAUAUAAUUUCCAACCCAGGAGGAAAAGAAGUGGUGGGAGUAGGGAUAAUGUGUCAAUCCAACAAGGCAGGAAAAGGAAAAAGAACUAAAGGAAAACUAGUAAAGAGAAAGAGUAACACGAGCCCAGAUGCAUCAGGGUAAAGGGUUAUACUCGUGUGUUAAACAACCACCAGAUAAAACGCAAAUAACGAGUGGUCUGAAGCCUGGAGAGAGUGGUCAGUGGGCACGGGCUGAACAGGAACCACCCUGGCCUUUGUCAUACAAGUGGUUCUGUUCUUUAAAUAACUUGUUUUUUCCUUGUGCUAUAUUCUGGCCUCUCCUCAAUUGUUUCUGUCUGGGUUUGCCUUGCUAUUGAGAUAGUAUUGUUUUUCCAGACUGCUUCCUGCCUACUGUAUAUACGUAUAACAAAACCCUGGAUUCUGUCCUGCCGCAGGACACCAACACCCCACACAGGGACUCAUUUAAGGGCAGGUGUGGUGCAGCGCCGAGACCCUGCACGCCCGUCCCCCUGCCCUGCUGCUUGCCCGUGCCCCAGGGCUCAGCAUCCCUCCCUUGGAGCCUGUUUCUUGGGGUGCACCUUCGAUCCUCUUGCAAUGAAGACUGAUGGUUUAUUUCUCCCGGGCUUAUUGGAAAUUUAGCCAGGCUGGAAGAGCUGUAUUAGCUCUUGCUUUCUGGUUUCCUGGCUGCCAACUCUGGACAGCAUCAGCAGUCCUGGAGCUGAGAUCUCAUAGACUGGACAUCCAGUCAGAGUGAGGUGUCCUGCAGUAAGAUGGGCUCCUGAAGCAGACGCUGCCGGAGGGGUUUUAACUGGGGAGCAAGGGGGCCUGAGUCACUAGGGUAACUGAGGGGUCUGUGCCAGAGGCUGGUGCCAGUGUGUGGCAAUGGAUGAGUUCAGGCAGCCAGGCAUGCAGAGGUCAAGCCAGCAGUUCUCAGAUCAAGGACAUGGGCCCCAGUUCAGUGUGAAGGGGGGCUGUCGGGUCCCUCCCUCCGCAUCUUGACUGAUUCCCACCCCCACCCCCCAGGCAUCUGCUGUUGCCACACCCAGGAGGCAGGCAGUUUGCUGGGUUGCUCGGUGGCCAGGUUCUGGGACACAGGGAGCAGUUUUAUUAUUGUACCCCAGUAAGUGGGAAAAGCCUCUCCGUAAGGAAGGCAGUGAGAGCCUGUGGAGGGAGCCCUGGCCUUGGAGCCAUCAGCCCUGGGAUGGCAUUAUAGCUCCGUCCCUCACCGCCUGGCUGACCUCGUUCGGCUGUCUUGGGACUUCUGUGAAUACCGAAUGAGAGGCUGUGCCUGUGAAUGCUCAGAAACGCGGAAAGCAUCACACAUAGUCACGCUGCGGCAGCCUGGUGCCUGACAAGUGAGGGGAACCUGCCAGGGGAUUACUGCUCGCUCAGGGCAGGACUGAGGCCUCGGGAGCAGGGAUGGGCAGGGCAGCCUCCAAGCCUGGGCCAGCAGCACCAAGACGGAGGCCCCGGCCUGGAGCUCGACACGUGCCUGCUCCAUUGCCCCAGGUGGCACUCACAGCAACACUCUUCUGAGAAGCGGGUGAUCGCAGGCCCCAAAGGACCACACAGCAGGAGCUGGAGGUCAGCCACCCCUACACAACUAGGACCCUCAGGAGAAGGGACGGGCGCCUCGGGGGAAGUAGGAAGGCGGAACCGAGUGGCAGGAGGACCUUGUCCCUGAAGAGUUUACCGGCACCCACAGAGCUUCCUGAGUCUCUUCUCUCCAGAUCGGGCUCAGUUCCCUUUUCUCCCGGCAGAGGCAUUGGGCCCAGAGAGGGGAAGACUUCAUGACGUUCCGGCUGCUGGAAGCCCAAGUGCUCUCUGCCGUGACUGGGGUUCAAGGGCUUCCCCGCUGCGGGGGACGAGGGGCCGCCUCGGCAUCUGCUCAUGAACCACAAGGACCCCGAAUGCUCCAGACUGGAUCAUUUCAAGCCGCCAAAGAGGGGGACCCCCAGAGCUGGCAGCCAGCAACCCCAAGGAACUAGAAGGCUGGGAUGGACUGACCUCCCCUUUGCAGGGGCUCCGGGAGCAGCAGAGCCUCUGUGGCCCAGCUAGUGGCAGACGGAGCUGAUGAAGCCGUGAGCGGGGCUGGCGGCCGGGACAGGAGCUGCUGCUGCCGCCGGACUCUCCUGGCACCGAGGGCGCAUGCGCAGGUCCCUGCCUCGGUCCCUGCUCAGCACCCGCCCGCAUGUCCUUUGCACGUGGCGCCAAAGCACGCGGGCUGCCCUGUAGCUGGCCUGUCCGCGGGCUGGAGAAGCAGUGGCCGUGGUGAGGCCCGCCUGCCGCCGGCCUGAGGGCCCAGCUCCCGGGCGCGCACCAUGAAGUGCUCGCUGCGGGUGUGGUUCCUCUCUAUGGCCUUCCUGCUGGUGUUCGUCAUGUCGCUGCUCUUCACCUACUCCCACCAUAGCACGGCCACCCUGCCCUACCUGGACUCGGGCGCCCUGGACGGGGCUCCCCGGGUGAAGCUGGUGCCGGGCUAUGCUGGCCUGCAGCGCCUCAGCAAGGAGGGGCUGGCCGGCAAGAGCUGCGCCUGUCGCCGCUGCAUGGGUGACACCGGUGCCUCCGAGUGGUUCGACAGCCACUUCAACAGCAACAUCUCCCCCGUCUGGACUCGGGAGAACAUGGACCUGCCCCCCGACGUCCAGAGGUGGUGGAUGAUGCUGCAGCCGCAGUUCAAGUCACACAACACCAACGAGGUGCUGGAGAAGCUGUUCCAGAUAGUGCCAGGCGAGAACCCCUACCGGUUCCGGGACCCCCGCCAGUGCCGGCGCUGCGCCGUGGUGGGCAACUCGGGCAACCUGCGGGGCUCUGGCUACGGGCCAGACGUGGAUGGGCACAACUUCAUCAUGAGGAUGAAUCAGGCACCGACCGUGGGCUUUGAGCAGGAUGUCGGCAGCCGAACCACGCACCAUUUCAUGUACCCCGAGAGUGCCAAGAACCUGCCCGCCAACGUCAGCUUUGUGCUGGUGCCCUUCAAGGCCCUGGACCUCCUGUGGAUCGCCAGCGCCCUGUCCACCGGGCAGAUCCGAUUCACCUAUGCCCCAGUGAAGUCCUUCCUUCGAGUGGACAAAGAGAAGGUCCAGAUCUACAACCCAGCCUUCUUCAAGUACAUCCAUGACAGGUGGACAGAGCAUCAUGGGCGGUACCCUUCCACUGGGAUGCUGGUACUCUUCUUUGCCCUGCAUGUGUGUGAUGAGGUGAACGUGUACGGAUUCGGGGCCGACAGCCGGGGCAACUGGCACCACUACUGGGAGAAUAACCGGUACGCGGGCGAAUUCCGGAAGACGGGCGUGCACGACGCCGACUUCGAGGCGCACAUCAUCGACAUGCUGGCUAAGGCCAGCAAGAUCGAGGUCUACAGAGGGAACUGAGCCCGGACGCGCUGCGACUCUUCUGCCCGGCCGCGCGGCUCCCGCCGGGACUUGGGGUCAGCCCGGGGGCGGUGACCUAAGCGUGGCGCGGCGCCCUCCGGGGCGUCAGCGGGCGUUCGGAGCGCCGCCGCCACGGCCUGGACCAAUCACUUUGCAGCCCAGCGAGCGCCGGCGUCCUCGGCCAGCGAGGAGACUUCCCCGGCCGAGCACCAAUCAGCGCCGCCGGCGGGCGGGGCCUCCAGCCAAUCAUGCAACUCAAGGAGGACUUCCGGCGCCGGGACCCCUCUCAGCCAAUCGAUGGCCUUCGGGGGCGGGCCGGCGGCCGAUUAAUUUCCCACUCCCCUAUGCUUUUGGGUAGGAUUUUAUUUCACGCUUUCUAAGGAGUAAGAGUUCCUUCCGGCUUCGAGAAGUAUGCUCUCCGCAGGUUCGGCGGGAGGCGUCUCAGUCACUUUCCGGCCUAACCUCGCUGGGGGCGCCGAGAAGGAAACGGUGGGGAAGGCGAGGGACAGCGGUGGCUCGCUCCCUCCUUCCCGGGAGUGCUCCGUGACCGCGGGGCGGGCGGGAGGGCGAUCGGGCAGCCUUUCGGGUGGGCGGGGAGCGGGGCGGUCAGGUGGUUUGCAGGGAGCGCUGUUUUCCCCAGGGGGAAAGUUAGAGCCCUCCCGGACCGCCUAGAGAACUAGAUCCACAUUUCUUUGAUCGGUCAGGCGUAGAUAGGUGAGUGCAAACCCACCAAAGAAAUGCGGUGAGAAUCUGGAGGGCACGUGGGUCCUCUCCUGCCUCCUCCCCUCCCGCCCUUGGCCCCCUUGUGGAAUGGCCUUUCUGACCGUGGCAUUUAGUGUCUCACCAGAAAACUAGGAUUGUGUGCACCCCUUCCUAGGCGAGCGAAGUUCGCCUAGGGCUCAACUCUGAAACACAGUUGUAAGAAAUAGGACAGGAGACUGGAAACCCCGUCACAUCAGAUGUCAGGUGCUUCUCACUCCGUAUGCCCUUGGCCCCUAUUGUUUGCUCACAACCUCUUCAGUGUCUCUCCCGAGGCCCUGGGUCUCCUCACCAGGCCACUUGUUGCUCUGGGGGGAUUGCCCUGUGGUUAGGACAGUGCAGCUCCCCGCCCUUCCCGCUUUGGGUGCCUCUAGGGAGAGGGAGCAGCAUGUAGGACAGAAGGCUGGAGAUGAGACCAGCUGUCUGGUUCUUCACCUGUCACCCCCCAAAGGAGGAGGAAACCUCUUGCUCCGGGUUGGAAUUUGCUUCAGGCUUAUGAUUUAGCUAACCUGAAAUUAUUAUGGGUGGCUGACCAACAAAGAUGCUUUUCAGAUACUGAGCUGGCCAUGCAAAUAGCUGGGGAGGAGUGGACUUGCCCCAUGCAUGCCUCCUCCCCUGCCCACAUAUCCCCUUCCCUGUGCUCACCUUGCACCUUUUCCCUCUGACCCUCUUUUCAUUUCCAGCUCUAGAAGGGCUGCAAAGCUAACAACCAGAGGUUACAGCUGGAAGCUACUUGCAUGACUGAACCCAGCUUAAGUUCCUAGAGGAAGCUGCUGAAGGUAUUCCUCACGCUUGAAGGUUGGGGGAGUGUAGGAGGGGAAAAGGGCUUCUGUGAAGCUUCCAAACCACUAAAAGGAGUCCCCCUUCCCAACAGUGACUUAAAAAACAGUAAACAAACAAACGUAAAAACCACCCUCUCUUAGUGAGUUGAUACCACUCGGCAGCCUCCUGGUCGUUGGUAUAGUUCCUGCAGCUGGCUGAGGGAACAGGAGCCAGCAGAGAAGUAUGUUAGAGGCUUAGUGGGGGGCAGUGGGCCCCGCUAAAAGUUAAUAUAUUGAGAACUUAGCUUGAGUCUGUCCCUUCCCAAUUCCAAAAGUAGGAGGAGUGAAGAAUGGGGGUGGGUUAGUGAGGCCUUUAGUGGAACACCUCUUUCACCACCUCGGCCCCAUCAUUUUAGAAAGUCAAGACCAGUUAUUCUUGCCAGUCUCAUCUCAGUGCUUCCUAAAGAGGCUCUUGAGUGUUUAAGAGAUGAAAAAAAUGCAAUUAUGCCAAACAGUAUUGAGCAGAAUAAUUUAUUUCUUUUGUUGUUGUUCCUUUUUCUUCUUUUGUUUGGGUUUUGUUUUGUUUAGAACAUUAAUAAAUCCCCAUUCUGGAAGAGGUAGGUCCCAGCACCCAGCCCAGAUCUUCUUUUCUACAAUAGUUAUUUAAGCAAAUGUUUUUUAUUUUCUUCCCUUUCUCUUUAUGAAUUAAAAAUAAGAAACUGUA
Bubalus bubalis (water buffalo) is the source of this 7180-nucleotide messenger RNA. RefSeq names its product ST3 beta-galactoside alpha-2,3-sialyltransferase 2 (gene ST3GAL2). The record is from RefSeq and is a predicted model, not a curated record. Bases 3884 to 4936 code for a protein of 350 amino acids. NCBI's taxonomy places the organism in Eukaryota, Metazoa, Chordata, Mammalia, Artiodactyla, Bovidae. Gene Ontology annotation, molecular function: beta-galactoside (CMP) alpha-2,3-sialyltransferase activity. The transcript is spliced from 7 exons.